UGUAUCGCACGAACUUCUCACUCCUCGUCUUCUCCUCCAGGCUGCAUCUGCGACUGCUACUGAACUUUCGCCUGGGGACAUGACAUGAGAGGGCUUCCUCCUUUAGCUUCCAGGGCUUCGACUGCAAUCCCAAUCCUCGCCGACGAAGCAUUUGCUCACAAGAAACUCGUCCCAGACAAUCCCUCCAAGUCCCAACCCAAACCACCCGCUCAACAGGAGCAUAUUAGCGAAGCACAAGAAGCACCGAGCAGGGGUAAGCCUUCGCACAUCUCGCGCCCGAGGGAUACCUUUCCCAGGGGAAACCACAGUUUACGCAACAAGCAAAUCGAUCGCCAUUACAUUUCUCAAGUCCUUUCGAGAAAGGACUGGUUUUUGCUGCUUACCCACGAGCACAAAGCGAAGAGGGCGGUCCUCAGUGCUCAGUCUGUCGCGAGCGUUUUGCAGAAUCAAGAAGACCCAGUUGUCCCUUUGAAGUUCUACAUCUGGGUAUCGGGUUUUAGCCCUGCAAUCGCCGAGAAUCAAUCGGUUAGAACUGUUUUGGCCAAUGCGCUGCAUAGGAAGGGCCCUGUUGUAUUGUCAGCUGAACUGAUUCAGGAUAUUAGGAGCUCUGGCGGUCGGUUCACGGAAGAUUUGCUUUGUGUGUUGAUUGGCAGCUGGGGCAGGUUAGGAUUGGCUAAUUACUGCGAUGAAGUUUUUGGGCAGAUUUCGUUUCUGGGGUUUAGUCCGACUACUAGGAUAUAUAAUGCGGUGAUCGAUGCGUUAGUGAAAUCCAAUUCAUUGGACAAGGCUUAUUUGAAGUUCCAGCAGAUGGCUGCUGAUAACUGCAAACCGGAUAGGUUCACUUAUAAUAUUCUUAUUCAUGGGGUUUGCCGAGCUGGCGUGAUGGAUGAGGCGCGUCGCUUGGUUAAACAAAUGGAGGGGGUCGGUUAUAAGCCUAAUGUGUAUACAUACACGAUACUUAUCGAUGGUUUCUGUAAUGCAAAAAUGGCUGAUGAAGCAUUCAAGGUCAUAGAAACCAUGAGGAAAAGGAAUGUGCCUCCAAAUGAAGCCACUAUCAGAUCAUUGGUUCAUGGAAUGUUUCGAUGCACUGAUGCUGGGAAGGCAUUUGAGUUGUUGUGUAGCUUUGUGGUGAGGGAACCGAGCUUGAUCAAAUUAGCUUGCGAUACUUUGCUUUUUUGCCUUUCAAGCAAUUCUAUGGCAAGAGAAGUAGCUGGUCUUUUGAGAAUGUUUGGUGAGAGAGGUUACGCUCCUGAUGGUGCGACUUUUAACAUUGCCAUCGUUUGUUUGUUGAAAGGCUUGGAUCUGAAUGAGGUGCUUGAGCUACUUGAUAGAUUUAACGAGAGAGGUGUGAAGCCAGGGUUCAGUACUUAUUAUGCACUCAUCAAAGCGCUGUACAAGGCUGGAAGAAUUCAGGAUGGUGAUCGGUACUUAAAUCGGAUCUUUGAGGAUGGGCAAUUCUCAAAUGUCUUUUCGUACAAUAUGCUGAUUGAUUGCUUCUGCCAAUCCAAAAUGCUGGGCAGGGCACUGGAAACUUUGAGAGAAAUGCAAAAUAUUGUGAUUGCACCUAAUCUUGUGACUCUCAACACCAUCAUUAGUGCACAUUGCAAGGAAGGAGACAUGAGAAAAGCCCAGGAACUGCUGGAGAUGGUUUUUCAGUUUUCUUUUGAACCUGAUGUUGUCACUUUUACUGCAAUAAUUGAUGGACUUUGUAGACUAAACAAGAUCGAAGAUGCACUUGAUUGUUUUGCGGAAAUGAGGGAGUGGGGCGUCACUCCAAAUGCUAUAACUUACAGCAUAUUGAUCCGAUCCCUGUGUUUUACUGGAAAUGUUGGGAAAUCACUGAAACUGCUUAGAAAAAUGCAAGCAGAUGGAAUUAGCCCAGAUAUUUCUUGUUUCAGUGUUCUUAUCCACAGCUGUUGUAAGAUUAACCAUGUUGAGAGGGCUAGGAAGCUCUUCUUUUCAAUGUUGACAUUGGGUUUGACUCCUGAAAGGCAGACCUACAAUGCUUUAAUCAAGGCAUUGCAUGAAUCAGGGCGAGCUGAUGAGGCCAAGGAGCUUAUUGCCAUGGAUGGAAAUGGAUGUGCACCUUGUUAGAGUGCAAGUUAUUUUCUAGAGGCCGAAGUCUGAUGAUGACGAUAUAGAGAGGAAAACAGUAUUGAGUGUGGAUAAACAAGAGAUCAUGCUAAAAGUUAUCCCUAUUGUAUAGGGGAGGUCUUCAAGGACUGUUAUGACUGGAGAUUCAUGAGUAUGCUCUGCAUUGUAAAAGCAUUGAGCCUGAAGGCAAUUCGACUGGAUAACGUAUGACGUUCUGUUUUCUUGUGGAAGUUACUAAUUCAAGAGCUAGAGCAUUUAGGAUAUGACCUCCUAAGAGUUGGGUAUAUGAGUACCGUGAAUUUAGAUGAGUCCCUGUCGCGACAUUAUCAUGCAGUGUCCACUGUCCAUACUCAACAAGUGUAUUAGUCCAAGAUCAGUGUCCUCAUGCUGUGUACUUAAGCUUGAAUCUGGUUACAUCUUUCUUUUUUUUGGGGGUGGGCAGAAGAAUCCAGAAAAUGGCUCUAACUGUUUAUCCAACUGAUUCUCAUCAGUAAUUUGCCCAGCUCAAAGAACUGGACAUUGUGAAUUGUAUUGUCUCACAAAGGUGAAAAGUGAACUUCAUUCGUGGGAAUGUUGAAUACAGGAAGGCAUCCUUCUGUACUUAAAGUUGGAUUUACAGGAUCAGAAGAUCAGCGUUGUCAUGCGGAGAUGUGCCUGAAUCAGUCCAUAAGCUUCCUCUUCAGAAUACUUGGUUACUUAGCUGAAACCAGAGCUGCCCCGGCGUGCUUUGCAUGGAGGAGCAUGAAAAUAAUCUAAAGUUAAUGCGGUUAAUGACCACAGAUAGUAUACUUCUAACAUUGUGUGUAAUGUGAAAAGUUCACUGUUACACCAUUACGGUUUAGCUUCUUUGAUCAUCUGAAUUUGCGGGUGGAUGCACAUUCCGAGUUUCUGCUGAGCAUGCUGUACCAUAUUUGUUCCUGGACAUGUACUUGAUCUCGAGAACGGAGCACAUCAGAUGUCGGGGUUUGGGCAUUCGUUUGUUUACAGAUAAUUUAUGUCUCUAUCCUUUGUUUGCUUUGAAUAGCUGAAUUUCAGUGUUUUUCAUCUAAAUGUUGUAUCAAGUUUCUAGAAGAGAAUUGAACGCAUUGAAAAAUUUCUGUCGUAAC
Molecule: messenger RNA, 3200 nt
Organism: Rhodamnia argentea
Lineage: Eukaryota; Viridiplantae; Streptophyta; Magnoliopsida; Myrtales; Myrtaceae
Product: putative pentatricopeptide repeat-containing protein At3g16890, mitochondrial
Exons: 3
Coding region: 85-2094 (669 amino acids)
Molecular function (GO): protein binding
Source: RefSeq, a predicted model, not a curated record